UCAGUGUUACACAGCCCGGUGUCCAGAUGGAGCUAAUUUCUGCCUCUCCGGUGUCUAAUCCGGUGAAAAUAAGCUCGUAGCUACUUUCUUACAUUCCCGGUGGAGCUGGAGACGUUCACCUGUUUUAAUACGGUUAUGUUUAGCCUGUGAUUUCACCUGUUUAAACCGGAUAUUACAGUGAAGCGGACAGACGUUAGUUUGCUGCAGCUAACGUCCUGGUUCACAUCUGAUCAGUCCGACAUGAAAAGAAGCGGCGCAUACAGGUUCCUGUCGGUUUUCUCGUGCUUGAUCGUUUGCGUGUUUUUAUUCAUAUUUUGGUUCUUUAUAUUUUACUCGAUGAUGCUCGCACCAUAAAACACACACACACACACAGAUCUUAGCGGCAGCUAACUGAGGCUAACUUGACGUGCUACUUACCCACACUGCACCGCUGUGUUGACAAGUUCCCCCGGCUCGUCACAUGAUCGACCUCACCAGGAAGUGAGGAUUUCUGCUUGUGAAACUCGCAGCUUGUUAGUGAAAGUUGUGAUGGCGUCUGACACCACUGGAGCGGCGUCCUUCGCUGCAGACCUCAAGCUGCAGUUUGCUCCCUUCAGCAGCGCUCUGGAGGCAGGUUUCUGGCACCAGCUCACUCAGAAGAAACUCGACGACUACAGGCUGGACGAGAGCCCCAAAUGCAUCAAAGGAUACUACUACAAUGGUGACCCAGUUGGUUUGCCCACACGCCUGACUUUGGAGUUCAGCGCAUUUGAUGUUGACGGUCCGACCCCAGCCCGCUGCUGUCCAGCUGUUGGAACGCUGUACAACACCAACACACUCGAUGCCUUUAAGACCACGGAUAAGAAGGCUCUGCUGGAGAAAGAGGCCAAGGAGAUAUGGGAUGCCAUACAGUCUGGUGCUGCGUUGAAGGACCCGUCCAUCCUCUGUAGAUUCAUUCUGCUGACCUUUGCCGAUCUGAAGAAGUACCAUUUCUAUUACUGGUUCUGUUUCCCUGCGCUCUGCUUCCCCGAGGGGAUAAAGAUCGUCCAGCAGCCUUCUGUCCUUGAGCAAGUUUUCUCUGCGAAACAGAUCGCAGCCUUGCAGGAGGCCUAUGACGGCCUGUGUAUGAAAAGAGGAACCAGUGCCGUUCCUUACUUCCUAAUGAAGUACACAGACAAGGCUGUUCAGAUGGCUCCACUCGGAGACUGGGAUACAUUCUUCACUGAUACUAAGAAGGUUACUGUGGGCGUCUAUGAUCCGUGUACUCUGUCUCAACAUCCGGGCUGGCCUCUGAGAAAUCUUCUGGUCCUCUUAGCUAAUCGAUGGGGCUCAAAGCUGGACACGGUGGAGGUGCUGUGUUUCAGGGACAGGACUCUGCAGGGAAGCCGCUCCAUUCAGCACAGUGUCAUCCUCCAGGUCCGACUACCUGAACUCUCCAACGACUCAGCAUGUCCUAAGAGUGUAGGGUGGGAGAAGAACCCUAAGGGGGCCAUGGGACCCAGGAUGGUCAACCUCAGUGAAUGCAUGGACCCAAAAAGGCUUGCAGAGUCAUCAGUGGACCUGAACCUGAAGCUAAUGAGAUGGAGGCUGGUUCCUUCCCUGGAUCUGGACAAGGUGGUCAAUACCAAGUGUCUGCUACUGGGAGCUGGGACUCUGGGCUGCAAUGUAGCCAGGACUCUGAUGGGAUGGGGAGUGAGACACAUCACAUUUGUAGACAAUGCCAAGAUCUCGUACUCCAACCCAGUUCGACAGCCGCUCUACGAGUUUGAGGACUGUCUCGGAGGAGGGAAGUCCAAAGCCAUGGCGGCUGUCGACCGACUCACCAAAAUCUUUCCCGGCGUGAAUUCUGAGGGUUACAAUAUGAGCAUCCCCAUGCCUGGUCACCCAGUGAAUUUCUCCCAGGCCACUCUCUCACAGGCCCAGAGGGACGUCGAGCAGCUGGAGAAACUCAUUUCAGAACACGAUGUGGUUUUCUUACUCAUGGAUACGAGGGAGAGCCGCUGGCUGCCCACGGUGAUCGCUGCCAGCAAAAGGAAGCUGGUGGUGAAUGCUGCGCUGGGCUUCGACACGUUUGUCGUGAUGCGCCACGGCCUGAAGAAACCCCCCGUCGGUCAGAAUUCAUCUGUAGGGGCUGCAGACUCUUCCCCUUCCUGUUCCUCCGCCUCUUCUUCAUCCUCCACGCCGGCCGGCUCCGCACCCUCCCUCCCAGGAUCCUCUCUGUUCUCCAACAUCCCGGGGCACAAGCUGGGCUGCUACUUUUGCAAUGAUGUUGUGGCACCAGGAGAUUCUACCAGGGAUCGGACUCUGGAUCAGCAGUGCACAGUCAGUAGACCAGGCCUUGCCAUGAUCGCCGGAGCCCUGGCUGUUGAGAUGAUGGUGUCCAUUCUGCAGCACAGUGAAGGAGGCUAUGCAGUGGCCAGCAGCAGUGACGACCGAAUGAAUGAACCUCCCACGUCUCUGGGUCUGGUGCCACAUCAGAUCCGAGGCUUUCUUUCGAGGUUUGACAACGUCCUGCCCGCCAGCCUGGCCUUCGACAAAUGCACUGCCUGCUCGCCCAUCGUCCUGGACCACUACGAGAGGGAAGGUUUCAGCUUCCUGUCCAAGGUUUUUAAUUCUUCCCACUCUUUCCUGGAAGACCUGACAGGGCUGACGUUGUUGCACCAGGAGACACAGGCGGCAGAGAUUUGGGAUAUGAGCGACGACGAGAGCAUCUGAAGGACCAGACGAACACUCCCAUCCAUGUUUCUGUAUGUUUGUUUUGAAUGGAUCUCACACUUGGGAAGGACAAGGAGAGUGAAUGGCUCAGUGAGAGCUUUGUGGACUGGACAAAAUCAUAAAAUUCAAAAACCAAGCACUGAACAAAUACUUGCUUCGGAAACGUUGCUGACAAGCUUUAAAAUUCCUAUUAGUCUUCAUUUGGAUUCAUCAGCCAAAGAGUUGGACCUUCAGAGGCGAGUAAUCAUUAAGUUAAAAAUGAUAAACAGCAGAGGGGAAUGAAGCUGUUUUAGUUAAGGGAGAAUGCACCUGUUACUUAAUGAUGUUAUCAGUCACAUUUAUUCACAGUUUGGAGUCAGCUCAGUUCCCCUGAGCUAAAACACAACACACUCCACAUGUAUUAAGGGACUUUAUUUUGUCCAAAAAAAGCUUCACUGAAUGGUCACAGGUUCAGCCUCUCCAUCAACACAUUUAAUGGAUUUGGUGAAGAGCCUUUUGGCAAGACUUUGACUCACUACAUCUGCUCGCUCAUUCAGGUUUGAAAAAAGAGCUUCAGAUGAAUUACGAAAAUACAAAAACACAGUUGACAACUCAGCAACUCCAUCCAUCUCCCCGUCUGUUUACUAGCGACUGUGAUACAUACAGUACAGUUAAUAGAAAAACCAGCUUUGUUCCUUUCAAAGUGUUUACUCUGAGAAAACCUGCACAGAUGUUACUGUACAGCAACUCAUCUGCUGCUCCUAACAUUUUAGUGUUACUGUAGAAAACCUGGAACUCACAACUGCACAGUUUAAUCUUAAAGAGCCGAAUGAAGGUCUUUAUGGUUUGUUUGUAUUGAUGCAUGCUUAUCCUUGUCUGUUUUUUUACUCUGUGCCCUCUGUCUGAUCUGCUAACAUGUACUAUAUUUUCAGUCUAAUGAAAUGUAAAUUUCAACAGCAGUUUGGGUGCUUACAGAGGAGGAUGAGUGCUGUGGAAAAUAGAGAUUCAAGUCAGAAUUGUGAGGAAAACACACACUUAAAUUUAGACUUUUGUCCUCACGUGAGAUUAAACUCAGGAUUCAGAUUUUGUUUCAUAAUUCUGUCUUCUCUGUUUGCAGGGCCCUAAUUCUCCUCUGUAAGUAUUUAACUGAAAACUGGAAUAAAAUGUCUCUCUAUUAUUUCCCCA
This is a messenger RNA of Lates calcarifer (barramundi perch), 3858 nucleotides long. It is a transcript of the gene atg7, whose product is annotated as ATG7 autophagy related 7 homolog (S. cerevisiae). Gene Ontology annotation, biological process: protein modification by small protein conjugation; C-terminal protein lipidation; cellular response to nitrogen starvation. Gene Ontology annotation, molecular function: Atg12 activating enzyme activity; Atg8 activating enzyme activity. The record is from RefSeq and is a predicted model, not a curated record. Gene Ontology annotation, cellular component: phagophore assembly site; cytoplasm. Lineage: Eukaryota; Metazoa; Chordata; Actinopteri; Centropomidae. The coding region runs from base 529 to 2694 and encodes 721 amino acids. The transcript is spliced from 19 exons.